AUGGACGCUGGGCAGGCCAAGCAGGAGGCAUGUGUGCGAACAGCAGUGGGACUCCGACGCGCAGCAGGCUCGGGGAAGCAGGAGAGUUUCCGGGUCGUGAAUGAAGACUCCAGCCGGCUGAUUUUCGUAGAUAAGGCAGACAAGGACAUUCAGGAGGGCUGCUUCACGUUCGACGGCAUCUUUAGUCUGGACACGGGGCAGGACGAGGUGUUCUCGGAGCUGGUGAGACCCCUGCUGGCCAUGGUGCCCCUUGGCUACAGCGUGUCCCUGCUGCUGUGGGAGGCCCAUCAGGCCGGGACCAAGCUGCAGCCUCAGGGCACUGGGCAGCACCACAGCAUCAUCCAACAGGUGAUAGAAACCUUCUUCCAGGAGCCCAAGCCCCCAGGGGAUGGCAGGGAGCAUCUGCAAACUGUCAGCUUUGUCCAGCUUUGUGCAGAUGGAAAUGCCCGGGACCUGCUCAGCCCCAGAAAUCAAGCCCUGCACGUGCUGGAUGUCCCCCCGCUGGGUCUGAUGGUGGAAGAGGCAAGUGAAAUUGUUGUGUCCAACUCUACAGCUGCCUACAGCUUCUAUGUGAGGGGGCUGGAGGACAGUCCAGCACUGUCCCAAGGUUGUUCGCAGCAGUCCCAGGUGGAGCGGCAAGGAGCCACGUGCGCCAGCCUGUUCACCCUCACCGUGGAGCAGGAGCUGGAGGGCUGCAGGCGCCAACGCUCGGCUGUCAGGAUUUUGGAGUUCCCCCGAGGGGCUGGGCCCUGUGUGGAGCCUCUCUCACCCCUGCUCCAAGCUCUGGCUCCUGGUGAGCUCCCGGACAAUGCAGGAUUCCUCCCCUGGAUUCUCAAGCGGACACUAGAAGGAAACAACCUCACGUUCCUGCUGCUGUGUUUGACCCUGCCAGAUGCCUCUGGAGAAGAGAUCCUGUCAGCCCUCUCGCUGGCUGAGCAGGUGAGGGGACUGGCCAAGAAGGUCUCACCAACCCACUGGGAUCCUGCCAAAGCAGCUUGGAGGCAGAGGGCAGAGAUCCGAGAGCUGAGGGCCCAGCUCCUCUCCAGCAGCAGCCGCACAGUGCAGGAAAGUGUGAUCAGCCAGCUGAGGAGAGUGCUGAGGGACCUGCAGGUGCUGAAGAACCAGAGCUGGGAGAAAAAGAAAGAGAUGUCGGAGGCAUUUGAAGGAAGUGGGAGCUGUCAUCCUGAAGCCAAGGGUCGAAUCCCAGUGUGGCUGGGCAGGGACGAUCAGCUUACAAACCAGGUGCUGACAGAUAUCCUGAGAAGCCAAGAGUUCCUGGACAGAGGCAACUCCAAGCCAGAUGGAGACGUCCCAGGGUUUGUUCCCCUCUGUAAUGACAAAGGAGGCGAAGCUGCCACAAGUAGCCCUGGGUGGUUUGGCCGAAUCCCCCCGAGCAUGGGAGCAGUGACAGGGGAGAAGCCUUUGCAAAGUGGAGCCAGCAGAACACAGGAACCAACCUGCACUGCUAGUGUGACCGGCGCGGUGGGGAGCUGGGCCUCUCAGCAGCACCCGGCUCUGGAGCUGCAGUUUGCCAUGGCCAAGGCCAGGAGGCAGUGUCUGCGGGAGCAGCACCAGCGGCUCAUCCAGCAGGAACUGCUGAAGCUGGAGGAGGAGCUAGCAGGGAACCAGGAGCGGGACGUGUGGUGCUGGCCCAAGGAGAAGGCAGUGCUGGCCCUGCAGCUGGAAGCACUGCGGAAGGAAUGGGCCGAGGCGGAGAAGGACCUGGAGGCACUGUACCAGCAGCACAGACUGGAAGCGGAGGCUCAGAAACAACAUGUGCUACAGGUGUUUCGGGCCUAUCGGGGUCUCUCUGAGGAGCAGACUGAUGCGCUGAAUCGACGGUACCGGAAGCUGCUGCAGGAGGCCCUCCAGGACGCCAUCUCCCUGUCUGCUCAGAACCAGCAGCUCCGGGCACACAGCCAGCUGGGCUGCACUGAUCGCGCCACACAGACAGACCCGCUCUCCUGA
Molecule: messenger RNA, 1968 nt
Organism: Terrapene triunguis (Three-toed box turtle)
Lineage: Eukaryota; Metazoa; Chordata; Testudines; Emydidae
Exons: 17
Coding region: 1-1968 (655 amino acids)
Biological process (GO): microtubule-based movement
Molecular function (GO): microtubule binding; ATP binding; microtubule motor activity
Source: RefSeq, a predicted model, not a curated record